AUGUGGUUUUUGGAUUCAUUAGGAUUAAAGACAAUUAUUAUAUUUAUACAUAAUUUAAAGAAUAUAGGAGUUAUGACUGAAGGCAAACAAAGUACUAACACUGUAAAAGUGUUAGAUAAUGGCUUUGAUAUAUUUGCUGCAUCAUCAACCAAGGUAAAGGAACUAGAAAAGAUGUUGGAUAUGGGUAAAUUUUUACAUCAAGUUGAAAAACUUCUUCAACAACCAAUAAAAAUCCCUGGUAUAUCUACCACUGGAAGUGGUCCAACUGCAAAUAAAGUUAAACAUUCAAUCUUUUCUGUUAAAGGUGUUUGGAAAAAUGAUGAAGAACAUAAAGCAAAUGUUUCUAAACUUUAUAAUACAUCACAAGCUGGUGAACGUCAAUGGUUAAAAAGGAUACUGAUAGAAGAAUCAGAUUCUGACUCUGAUGGUGAAUGUUGUUUUACAAAAGAAGAUAUUCGUCAUCUUCUUAAAAUCCAUAAGAAACGCAGGCGUAUGCAGAAGGCUUAUCACAAUGAUAUUUUAAAUUCACAGUACACUUAUUAUGCUGCUGGUCUUCUAUGUACUGAGGAUCCAUUUCCUGAACAUCAAAAAACAAUUGUCAAACAGUUUGGUUACCCUGAAUUAGAUGAUGAAUUGUAG
This is a messenger RNA of Strongyloides ratti, 639 nucleotides long. RefSeq lists its product as hypothetical. The transcript has 4 exons. The record is from RefSeq and is a predicted model, not a curated record. Bases 1 to 639 code for a protein of 212 amino acids. NCBI's taxonomy places the organism in Eukaryota, Metazoa, Nematoda, Chromadorea, Rhabditida, Strongyloididae.